Messenger RNA from Psylliodes chrysocephalus, 1236 nucleotides. The record is from the annotation of a GenBank genome assembly. Lineage: Eukaryota; Metazoa; Arthropoda; Insecta; Coleoptera; Chrysomelidae.
AUGGGAAACUCUGAAAGUGUAGAAAUUCCAGGAGGUGGAACCGAAGGGUACCAUGUUCUUCGUGUCCAAGAAAAUUCUCCUGGUAGCAAAGCAGGACUUCAACCAUUCUUUGAUUUUAUCGUUUCGAUAAACGGAACUCGGUUAGAUAGGGAUAAUGACACAUUAAAAACUGUUCUGAAAAGUGGAAUUGGAAAACAACUUCCUUUAACUGUAUAUAGUUGUAAAUCACAGAGCGUAAGAAGCAUCACCAUCGAACCGAGCGACACGUGGGGUGGCCAAGGGCUCCUAGGAGUAAGCAUAAAAUUUUGUUCAUUCGAAGUUGCAAAGGAAAACGUUUGGCAUAUUCUAGAAGUACAUCCAAAUUCACCGGCACAUUUAGCUGGUUUAAAACCGUUCUCAGAUUACAUAAUCGGUUCCGAUUCAAUUUUACAUGAAAGUGAAGAUCUGUAUAACUUAAUAGAAGGCCACGAUGGUUGUAGUUUAAAAUUAUACGUCUAUAAUUCAGAUGAAGAUAGUUGUAGAGAAGUGACUAUUACUCCUAACUCACGUUGGGGUGGAGAAGGGAUGGUUGGAUGCGGUAUAGGAUAUGGGUAUUUGCAUAGAAUACCUGUCAGAGGAAACAUUGUCCACAUUCCUCCAACUACCACUAUAUUCAAUCAAACCCCAACUAUAUCACCGAAUACAAACCAAAAUACUGAUGUUUUAACUUCACAGAAUGUUCAACAAUCAGUUGUAGUAACUUCAGCUGUGCCAGAUUCCCAACUUAGUACUAGUACAGUUAAUAGUAAUACAAAAGAGACAGUUCCAAUUUAUACUUCAAAUGUACCGGCACCCUCAACGAUUCCCAAUUUUAAUAAUCUGAGUUUUCAGGCUCAACCUGUAGGUGCUGAAAUGCCUGCAUUCGAUAUGAGUAAAUAUGUGGACCAAAAUGUAACUUCGCCUCCUCAAGUUUCUCUUCAUUCACUACCAGCUGUGGUAAAUCCUUUAAUGUAUAAUCCUGCAGAUUAUCCCUCACAUAUUCCUCCUACAAGUCCUACGUAUUCAUAUCCAAUUCAGGAUCAAUCUGGAGCAACGCAAGUCUUUAGCUCUCCUAGUACAAAAACGUUGCCUCCACCACCAUUAUCAGGUUUUCAAAAUCAGCCAAUCAUUUUUGAUCCGCACAUAGCUGCCCAAUCGGCACAACAGUUAUUAAGUGGUAAUCUAACGACGACUAGUAAAGCAUCUCAGAUAAUGUAA